Messenger RNA from Dufourea novaeangliae, 3070 nucleotides. RefSeq names its product NADPH--cytochrome P450 reductase (gene Cpr). The coding region runs from base 284 to 2323 and encodes 679 amino acids. The transcript has 11 exons. Gene Ontology annotation, cellular component: cytosol. The record is from RefSeq and is a predicted model, not a curated record. NCBI's taxonomy places the organism in Eukaryota, Metazoa, Arthropoda, Insecta, Hymenoptera, Halictidae. Gene Ontology annotation, molecular function: flavin adenine dinucleotide binding; FMN binding; NADPH-hemoprotein reductase activity. Gene Ontology annotation, biological process: response to hormone.
AUGUGUUUUCACAUCGACGGAUCUGACACACAUACGUCGUUACGUAUAUCGAUCUUCCGCAAUACCGAGAACCUGUCGUGUCUAGAUCAUUUUAACGCGAGUGCAACGUGCCGAGGAAUAAAACUGAAAAUACAGAAAGUGCGGUCACGUGGGAAUCACGUCGCUUACGGUUGUUUCACCUAAAAAAGUUCUCCCGGAAAAGGCGCAACGAAUAAUUCAAAUUUCACUCGAUCGGAAAACGCUUCCUCAGACUGUAAGCGCAUCACAACCUAAAGCAGUAAGAAUGACAGGUUCUCCAGUGCUGGAGAACGAAGACAAGGUUGAGGUUCUCGAUGAACCCCUUUUCAGCACCCUCGAUAUUAUUCUUCUAAGCGCACUUCUAUUAGCGGCAUUAUGGUGGUUAAUGCGACGGAACAAACAGGAGGAGUACACGGCUGUGACGAAAUCUUAUUCCAUACAGCCAACGUUGUUCCCCACAGUAACGCCGUCAGAAAAUUCAUUCAUUAAAAAACUAAAGACUUCUGGAAGGAGUCUGGUAGUAUUCUAUGGCAGUCAGACCGGAACUGCAGAAGAAUUCGCGGGUCGAUUGGCUAAAGAGGGCAUCCGUUAUAAACUGAAAGGCAUGGUAGCCGAUCCUGAAGAAUGUGAUAUGGAAGAGCUGUUAAAUCUAAAAUCAAUACCAAAUAGUUUGGCAGUAUUCUGUUUAGCAACGUAUGGAGAAGGUGAUCCUACAGAUAAUGCUAUGGAGUUUGUCGAUUGGCUAAAAAAUGGCGAUGCUGACCUCAAUGGAUUGAAUUAUGCUGUGUUUGGACUCGGGAAUAAAACAUAUGAACAUUAUAAUGAAGUGGCAUUAUACGUUGAUCAUAGAUUGGAACAACUCGGUGCUACACGUGUUAUUGAACUUGGUUUGGGAGACGAUGAUGCCAAUAUAGAAGAUGAUUUCAUCACAUGGAAGGACAAGUUUUGGCCAGCAGUUUGUGACUUCUUUGGAAUCGAAGGUGCAGGCGAAGAUGUCAGCAUCAGGCAGUACAAACUUACAGAGCACAUUGAUCUGCCAGUCGAACGUAUCUACACUGGUGAAAUAGCACGUCUUCAUUCAUUCAAGAAUCAAAGAGCGCCAUAUGAUGCAAAGAAUCCAUUCUUGGCACCACUUAAAGUUAAUCUAGAACUUCAUGGCCCAACAUCAAGCAGAUCCUGUAUGCACAUAGAGUUUGAUAUAGAAGGAUCAAAGAUGCGUUAUGAAGCUGGUGAUCAUUUGGCAGUAUAUCCUGUAAAUAAUGCCGAAUUAGUAAACAAAAUUGGCGAGAAAUGCGGCGUUGAUUUAGAUACCGUGUUUACACUUACAAACACGGAUGAGGAAUCUACGAAGAAACAUCCAUUCCCUUGUCCCUGUUCUUAUAGAACUGCCUUAACACAUUACUUGGACAUUACUAGUAAUCCACGUACCCAUAUUCUUAAAGAAUUGGCGGAAUAUUGCAGUGAUCCACAAGACAAAGAAAAAUUGAAAUUAAUGACAUCGACCACCGCAGAGGGCAAAGCUGCUUAUCAACAAUGGAUAGCUCAAGAGAAUCGAAAUAUAGUGCACAUUUUAGAAGAUAUUCCUAGUUUAAAGCCAUCGUUGGAUCAUUUGUGCGAACUUCUGCCGAGAUUGCAAUGCCGUUAUUAUUCAAUUUCUUCGUCGCCUAAGCUGCACCCAACGUCUGUUCACAUUACUGCAGUCGUGAUAGAAUAUAAAACCCCGACCGGUAGAAUUAAUAAGGGUGUAACUACCAGCUGGUUGAAGGAGAAGCAUCCGUCAGACCCACCGUGUUAUGUUCCUAUUUUUGUGAGGAAAUCUCAGUUCCGGUUGCCAACUAGAACAUCGACUCCAGUCGUUAUGGUUGGACCAGGCACUGGUGUCGCGCCUUUCAGAGCAUUUAUUCAAGAACGUGAUCUUGCUAAACGGGAAGGUAAGGAAGUGGGUGACACAAUUUUAUACUUUGGAUGUAGAAAGCAAGAGGAAGACUUUCUCUAUAAAGAAGAACUCGAAGAGUACGUAAACAAUGGUACUCUAAUUUUGCACACUGCGUUCAGCAGAGAGCAAGAUCAGAAAGUAUAUGUUACGCACCUGUUAGAAAAGAACAAAGAGGAAUUAUGGAGAGUUAUUGGUGAGAAAAAUGGACACAUCUAUGUCUGUGGUGAUGCUAAAAAUAUGGCACGUGACGUUCAUAAUAUCUUACUAAAAGUUGUGAUGGAAAAUGGAAAAAUGUCGGAACUUGAUGCCGCCACGUAUAUUAAGAAGAUGGACUCCCAGAAACGUUAUUCGAGUGACGUAUGGAGUUGAAUUUUGUUAUUUAUAUUAAUUUCACGGAUAUGUAUAAGUAUAAAUUGCCUAUUGAAACGUUUCGGAUAUGCCUUCAUGAAAGGGCCUACUUAUACCUUUCGUACGGAUGUACGAUAUGCAUGUAAAACAUUUAAAAACGGUAAAGAGAUAAUUACAGACGUUAGAAACAAUCAUUCAAAACCUUUAAUGUAUUUAUUGUUCGUAAAUAUUUAAUGAAUUUUGUAUAAAUAUCAAGUUUUUCUUCUGUUCGAACACAUUUUAUUCUAUAAAUAUUAACGUUUUUAUGAGAAUCAAUACGGUGCAAUAACGAAUUUAAAAAGGUGACUGUAAUUCAUACAGUUAUAAAUAAAGCAAUAUAGUGAUUCCCUAAAAUGUUUAUGGGAAAUAUUAAUGGAUACAUUGAUAAAAUGAUUUUGUGCUUGCACGGUGCACAUGUAAUAACAUGUUCUAUAAAAAGAACAUUGGAAGAUAUUAUUGAAUAGUUUCAUCAAACGCGCAGCAGAAUUGUAACAUUUUUUUUAUCGAGAUGGGGAGAAGAGCGGAUAAGUUAAUUAAACGGAAGAAAUAUUGUAUUAAUCGUGAAGAGCUAAGGCAAACAAAUUUUAUAUGCUAGAAGCAAUUGUAUAAAAAUUGUUAUACAUAAUAAGUCUUUUACAUUGUGUCUGGGAUGGUAACAGAGUUGUAUUGAUUUAUGCAUAUGUUACAUGGUAAAAGUAUACAGUAAAUGUGUACACAUACUGAUUGCAA